Molecule: messenger RNA, 6063 nt
Organism: Xiphophorus maculatus (southern platyfish)
Lineage: Eukaryota; Metazoa; Chordata; Actinopteri; Cyprinodontiformes; Poeciliidae
Product: NACHT, LRR and PYD domains-containing protein 3-like
Exons: 13
Coding region: 238-3804 (1188 amino acids)
Molecular function (GO): protein binding
Source: RefSeq, a predicted model, not a curated record
CCUUCCUCUGAAAAACUACUUUCACUUUCAUUGGAAAAUGGCGCAGAAAAAAACUCCAUAAAGUUCUGCUGAAAGUUGAGAAUCAGCUUCCUGAUGUUUGAAGAUUUUCUCUUCUGACUUCACAACAAUAGCUGGAUCUACAUGGUUCUGAGAUUUCUUUCAAACACAGAUUUAUGAGGAGGACAUUUGUGUUUCCUGCUCAGUUGAAGGUAGAAGUGAGCCGAUCUAAACAGCAGCAUGGACCAGGGUGAAGACCGAGACGAUAAAAAGGACAAAGUUCCUCCUUGUAAAACUCCUCAGGAUGGAGAACAUGGAGAGCAGAGAAAAGUUCAGAGGAAACCACCAGAACCAGAACCAGAACCCAGCUGUGUGUCUUUUAAAAGUGAUGCUUCAAAGGACAUGGGUAUUGAUCUUAAGUCUUCAGAAAGGAAACCAUCAGAACCAGAACCAGAACCAGAACCCAGCCGUGUGUCUCUAAAGAGCAGUGCUUCAAAGGACGUGGGCAUUGAUCUUAAGUCUUCAGAAAGGAAACCACCAGAACCAGAACCAGAACCAGAACCCAGCCGUGUGUCUCUAAAGAGAAGUGCUUCAAAGGACGUGGGCAUUGAUUUUAAGUCAUCAGCAGAAAGAGCGGACCAGCAGAGCUCAGAGGUUCCCACUGGUCCAUCUGCACAGCAGCAGCAAAAGCAUAUGGACUCCAUAUUUAUGCUGCUGGAGGACAACAUUGUCAACUUUGUGAAGAACGAGCUGAAAACGAUGCGUAAAGUUCUGAGUGCAGAUGACACAGAAAAAGUGGAGAAUCAGGAGGUUGAUGAGAAGGAAGAUGAAGACCAGAGGAGAAACAGCAGAGAAGCUUUAGUGAAGAUCACCCUGAACUUCCUGAGGAGGAUGAAGCAGGAGGAGCUGGCUGACCGUCUGCAGAGCAAGCUUCUUCCUUCACCUUGUCAACAAAAACUUAAAUCCUCCCUGAAGAAGAAGUUCCAGUUUGUGUUUGAGGGGAUUAUUAAAGCAGGAAACCCAGCUCUGCUGAACCAGAUCUACACUGAGCUCUACAUCACAGAGGGAGGAACUGGAGAGGUCAACUGGGAACACGAGGUCAGACAGAUUGAAACAGCAUCCAGGAAACAACACAGACCAGAAACAACAAUCAGAAGAGAAGACAUCUUUAAAGUCCAACCUGGAGGAGAUCAACCAAUCAGAACAGUGAUGACCAUGGGAGUGGCUGGCAUUGGGAAAACACUGUUAACACAGAAGUUCACUCUGGACUGGGCUGAAGACAAAACCAACCAGAACAUCCAGUUCAUAUUUCCAUUCACCUUCAGAGAACUGAAUGUGCUGAGAGAGAAAAAGUUCAGCUUGGUGGAACUGAUUCAUCACUUCUUUCCUGAAACCAAAGGAAUCUUUAGCUUUGAACAGUUCCAGGUUCUGUUCAUCUUUGAUGGCCUGGAUGAAAGUCGACUUGGUCUGGACUUCAACAACAAUCCGAUCCUGACUGAUGUUACAGAGUCCAGCUCAGUGGAUGUUCUGCUGACAAACCUCAUCAGGGGGAAACUGCUUCCCUCUGCUCUCCUCUGGAUAACCACACGACCUGCAGCAGCCAAUCAGAUCCCUGCUCAGUGUGUUGGCAUGGUGACAGAGGUCAGAGGGUUCACUGACCCCCAGAAAGAGGAGUAUUUCAGGAAGAGAUUCAGAGAUCAGGAACAGGCCAACAAGAUCAUCUCCCACAUCAAGACAUCACGAAGCCUCUAUAUCCUGUGUCACAUCCCAGUUUUCUGCUGGAUCACUGCUACAGUUCUGGAGGAUUUAUUGGAACCCAACAAAAGAGCAGUACUCCCAAAGACUCUGACUGAGAUGUACAUCCACUUCCUGGUGGUUCAGACCAAAGUGAUGAAGGUCAAGUAUGAUGGAGGAUCUGAAACAGAUCCACACUGGAGUCCAGAGAGCAGGAAGAUGAUUGAGUCUCUGGGAAAACUGGCUUUUGAUCAGCUGCAGAAAGGAAACCUGAUCUUCUAUGAAUCAGACCUGACAGAGUGUGGCAUCGAUAUCAGAGCAGCCUCAGUGUACUCAGGAGUGUUCACACAGAUCUUUAGGGAGGAGAGAGGGCUGUACCAGGACAAGGUGUUCUGCUUCGUCCAUCUGAGUGUUCAGGAGUUUCUGGCUGCUCUUCAUGUUCAUCUGACCUUCAUCAACUCUGGAGUCAAUCUGCUUGAAGAAUGUGAGACAGAAGAUAAGGAACCUGCACUGGCUAAUUUACAUCAGAAUGCUGUGGACAAGGCAUUACAGAGUCCAAAUGGACAUCUGGACAUGGUCCUCCGCUUCCUUCUGGGUGUUUCACUGAAGACCAAUCACACUCUCCUAAAAGGUCUGAUUUCACCGACUGAAAGUAAAACCAGUCAGGACACAGCCCUGUACAUCAAGAAGAAGAUCAGUGAGAAUCUCUCUGGAGAGAAAAUCAUCAACCUGUUUCAUUGUCUUAAUGAACUGGAUGAUCGUUCUCUAGUGGAGGAGAUCCAACUUUCUCUGAGUUCAAGAAGUCACUUAAAAGAAAAUCUGUCUCCUGCUCAGUGGUCAGCUCUGGGUUUCAUCUUGUUGUCAUCAGAGAAAGAUCUGGACGUGUUUGACCUGAAGAAAUACUCUGCUUCAGAGGACGCUCUUUUAAGGCUGCUGCCUGUGGUCAAAGCCUCCAAAAAAGCCAUAUUGAGUGAUUGUGACCUCACAGAGCGAAGCUGUGCAGCAUUGGCUCCAGUUAUAGGCCAUCAUUGGUCAAGUCUUCGAGAGUUAGAUCUCAGUAACAACAAGUUACUGGAUUCAGGGGUGAAGAUGCUGUGGUCUGGACUGGAGAGUGAGAACCCACAGCUGGAAGCUCUCAGACUUAGCUUCUGUAACCUGACUGAGAAAAGCUGUGAGAGUUUGGCUUCAGUCCUAAGCAUCCAGUCCUCCAGCCUUAGAGAGCUUGACCUCAGCAACAAUGACCUGCAGGACUCAGGAGUGAAGUUUCUGUCUGCUGGGCUGAAGAGUCCACACUGUAAACUGGAGACGCUAAGGCUGUCAGGCUGUCUGAUCACAGAGGACAGCAGCGUUUCUCUGGCUUCAGCUCUGACCUCCAACCCCUCCAGCCUGGUAGAGCUGGACUUGAGCUACAACAAUCCAGGAGAAAAAGCCAAGAAGCUACUGAGAGAAAGACAGGAGGAUCCACACUGUGAACUGAAGCAUCUCGGGCUGGAGCCUUCAGGAGACGAAUGGAUGACUCCAGGUCUGAAGAAGUAUUCCUGUCAACUCACCAUCGACACAAACACAGUGAGCAGAAAACUGAAACUGUCUGAAGAUAACAGGAAGGUGAAACGUGUGGAGGAACAUCAGUCAUAUCCUGAACAGUCAGAAAGAUUUGAUGGUCCUCACCUGCUGUGUACAACUGGUCUGACUGGUCGCUGUUACUGGGAGGUGGAGUGGGAAAGAAAUGUUCGAAUAGCCAUGAGUUACAGAGGAAUCAGAAAGAGUGGAGGUGGUGAUGAUUGUAUGUUUGGAUUUAAUAAUCAGUCCUGGAGUUUGAGCUGCUCUGAUUGUGAUGGUUACUCUGCUUGGCAUAAUAAGAUAGGGACUCCUUCCUCUUUUCCCUCCUCCUCAUCCUCCUCCUCAUCCUCCUCUAACAGAGUAGCAGUUUAUCUGGACCAUCCUGCUGGCACUCUGUCUUUCUAUAAAGUGUCCUCUGGCUCCCUGAUCCACCUCCACACUUUCCAUCACACAUUCACUGAUGAUCUCUAUGCAGGAUUUACAUGCUGGACUGAUUCCUCAGUAAGUCUGUGAAACAUAUCAUUUUCUUUCUGCUUUCUGCUCUGAAUGCCUGAAAAACUCUAGAAACUGUUACAGACUUUUAUAUUUUAUAGCAAUGAUCCUUUAUAUAGCAUCACUGUUUUCAUGUAAAACCAAAAUGAAGAAACUCAAAGUACAUUUCAUUGUAAUGUCAUUUCAUUUCUGUUACUCCGUUUCCCAAAGAGCCACUAGGAAAACAUGGCGGAUGCUUUCAGACAGCUUGAUGCUCAUUAGCUGAUGCUCUUCUUUGUGGACAUAAGUAUAUAUUUUAUAUAGUAACAGUCCAGGUGUUGGUUUAUCUUGGAUGUGAUGUGAUUUUUAUAUCACAAACAUCUAUUUUAUGAAGGAACCUUACUAUUAAACUGUGCAGCUACAGACACUGAUGUUGAUAAUUGAAUUGAUCAAUUAUUAUCAAUUAUUCUUAUCCUCAUAUUGUAGCUUACUGUGAUGUGUGGUAUUUUUAUUGUUUAUUGUUUUGUGCAUUUGUUUGUUAUGAAAAGCUUUGAUCAGAAAUGACUCCUGGAUAAGUUCUCUCUAAAUAUUGUUUUAAAGUGCAGAAAGGAAAUCAAACCGUUUGCAGGAUUGGCCAUCUUUGGAGUAUUGUUUGAGGAGCACAUGCUAUCUACUGAUCAAAUGAAUGCGUUCGCCUUUGCUUCCUUGGUAGCCCGUAGACUUAUAGUCUUACUCUGGAAUCCUCUGAACCACCUAAAGUCUCGGUUUGGCUCACUGAUUUAAUGUCUCUCUUGAAAUUAGAAAAAAUUAAAUACUUUAUUAGAGGCUCAACAAGACAAUUUCACAGGGUGUGGGACCCUAUGAUGGAGUACUUUAAAAAUCUUAAAAAUAUAGAAUCACCUCCAUAAGCCUAUAGAGCCCUAAGAUGUGUAUGUAUAUGUGUGUAUGUAUGUAUAUAUAUGUAUAUAUAAUUGAUGAUGACAAAUUGUUGUAUUGUUGACAUGUAAUGCUCCCCGUCAAUUUUUUUUUUUUCUCUCCUUCUGUUGAAUGUGGGUGGGUGGGGUCUGGUUGUUAAAAGAUAAAGCAAAUUUAAUUCAUGUUACCGUAUUUUUAUGUACCUUACAUUGUACUUUUUUUCAAUAAAAAUAUAAAUAAAAAAUAAAAAAAAGUGCAGAAAGUGUUUUAGAUAAAGAUUUCCUGUCAUAAUAAGUAAUAUAAUGUGACAAAAUACAGAAAAAUUCAAGGGGUAUGAAUACUUCUGCAAGCCACUGUAGGUCUAGACACUGAUAUUUAUUUUCCAUUUAUUCUGUCAGAUAAUAUUGCAGCUGUUGUUUGUUGUGUAUUUUUCCUUUUAUUUCUCUAGUGAUGCGUUUGCUUUCCAGAAGCUUUUUAUUAGAAAUGACUCCUAAAGAUCUCAUGAUGUGACCUUUUCUAACAGUUUCCCUCUUUGCUUCCCUCCAAAUAUUUGAUUCAGUGCAGAAAAACUUGUACAUUAAUAUUUUUCUAUCAUUACAAGAAAACUAUAAGAACAGUGAGAAAAUAGCUUAAACUAGAGCUGAUUCCAGAUUCUCUGUAUUUGCUGUAGUCAGUAACAUUUAUUGCUGAUAAGUUAUCCACAUUAUAUUUAUUGAAGUUUAUCAUCUGCUGUACUGUUUCUGACCUAAACAUGAAGUUAUCUGUUGACUUUAUUAUUUUUAUAUCAAUGUAUACAAUUAAUCUGGAUUUUCCACUGUAAGACCAUACCCUACUUUACCUUACUCUAACCAUGACCUAUCUGAAUAUAUUAUUUCUAUCACUUUGUUUUUCUUGCUUAUGUAAAAAAUAUGUAGUAAUUGAUCUUUUCUCUGUAAAAUUAGAAUGUAAAUCUAAAGCUAAACUCUUUAUUCUUGACAUAUUUUCAUAUGAAUUAGAUGAAUUUAACAAAAUUAUUGCAGCGAUUUCCUCCAUAAUCUGUGAAUAAUAGCAUUUAUUUCCAAAACUCAAAAAUUCAACAUGUUGUCAUGGUGAUUUCUGCUCCGGAUCCACUGGAUCUGGACUCCAGUGGAUGUCCAGCUACUUUGAACUCAUUUUGCUUCAAAGGAGAGAAUAAAAUAUACCUUUUAUUAUUUUAACUAAUGGAGAACUAUUGGUAGAAAUAUCCAUAAUUGAAGAUGUUUUAAAUCACCACUGCAUCUUGUAAGAAUUGGAACUUAUUUACAUGUAAACUGUUACAUACAGAACAGUUAUGAUCUGUUCUUAGACUGAAAAUGAAGGCUUGUUCGUUGUACUAUCUGUGUUUCUUCUAAUAAAAGUGAUCUUGUG